AUGCCAGCCAACAAUCACAGUGAUUUUUACCUUGCCACUUUCAUCCUGACCGGCUUUCCUGGAACAGAGGAGUCUAACUUCUGGCUCGCCACCCCCUUCUGUCUGAUGUAUGUUGCGGCACUUUUGGGGAACUCUCUCCUCUUGUUCAUCAUACUGACAGAACGAAGCCUCCAUGAGCCCAUGUACCUUUUCCUCUCCAUGCUGGCCGCUGCUGAUCUGCUGUUAUCCACCACCACAGUGCCCAAGAUGCUGGAUCUAUUCUGGUUUGGAGCAGGGGAAAUUUCUUUUGAUGCCUGCCUCACCCAGAUGUUCUUUGUCCACGUCAGUUUUAUCGCCGAGUCGGCCAUCCUGCUGGCCAUGGCGUUUGAUCGGUACGUUGCCAUCUGCAACCCCCUGAGAUACACCACCCUGCUCACCAAGCCUGUGAUCGGGAAGAUUGGGCUGGCGGUUCUCACAAGGAGUUUCUGUCUCAUUUUCCCUGCCAUCUUUCUCGUGAAGCGGCUGAAAUUUUGCAGAACCAACCUCCUGCCUCACACCUAUUGCCAGCACAAGGCCUUAUCCCGGCUGGCCUGCAGCGAUAUCACACUCAACGAAUUGCACGGCAUAGUCACAGCUCUUCUAGCAUUUGGUUUGGAUGUUGCGCUCAUCGCUGUCUCUUACAUGCUGAUCCUCAGGGCCGUCUUCCUGCUCCCAUCCAAGGACGCCCGGCUCAAGGCUCUGCGCACCUGCGGCUCCCACGUCUCUGUCAUACUGAUGUUCUACGUACCUUCUUUUUUCACUGCUUUUGCCCACCAAUUGGGGCACAUCAUCCCUGGUUCUAUUCUCAACCUUCUAGGGAACCUCCAUCUGCUCAUUCCCCCCAUGUUAAACCCCAUCAUUUAUGGGGUGACCACACAAGAGAUCUUGAGACGGGUGAUCAAGUUGUUUUAUCUGUGCUGCAGCAGAAACUUCCUGAUAAUGCUUUGGCACUUGGAAAUUAACACAAUGUCUUCUAUGAACUCUAGGGGUGUUAUAAUGAUGGACUUCCAAUGGAUCAUUUAUCAUUGUAUUGAUGAGAACUGGUCCUAG
This is a messenger RNA of Pelodiscus sinensis (Chinese soft-shelled turtle), 1068 nucleotides long. RefSeq names its product olfactory receptor 52B2-like. Gene Ontology annotation, molecular function: G protein-coupled receptor activity; olfactory receptor activity. NCBI's taxonomy places the organism in Eukaryota, Metazoa, Chordata, Testudines, Trionychidae. The record is from RefSeq and is a predicted model, not a curated record. Gene Ontology annotation, biological process: G protein-coupled receptor signaling pathway. Gene Ontology annotation, cellular component: plasma membrane.